AUGGCGGAGUAUUUGGCUGCUAUUUUCGGUACAGAAAAGGACAAGGUUAACUGUUCUUUUUAUUUCAAAAUCGGAGCAUGUAGACAUGGUGACAGAUGUUCUAGAAUUCACAACAAGCCGACAUUCUCUCAGACUGUACUCCUGCAGAAUCUUUAUGUAAAUCCACAAAAUUCAGCCAAGUCUGCAGAUGGAAGCCAUUUGGUGGUAGCUAAUGUCUCAGAUGAAGAAAUGCAGGAGCAUUAUGACAACUUCUUCGAAGACGUCUUUGUUGAAUGUGAAGAUAAGUAUGGGGAGAUUGAGGAAAUGAAUGUUUGUGACAAUCUCGGUGAUCAUUUGGUUGGAAAUGUUUACAUUAAGUUUCGGCGAGAAGAGGAUGCUGAAAAAGCUGUCAAUGACCUCAACAAUCGGUGGUUUGGUGGCCGACCAGUGUAUGCUGAGUUGUCUCCUGUUACAGACUUCAGAGAAGCUUGCUGUCGCCAGUAUGAAAUGGGAGAGUGUACCCGUAGUGGUUUUUGCAAUUUCAUGCAUCUUAAACCAAUCUCCAGGGAACUAAGGCGGUAUUUGUAUGCACGUCGUAAGGGCGGAAAGCGUUCCCGUUCCCGUUCUCGAGAACGUCGUCGCCGUUCGCGUUCUAGGGAAAGAGGCCGUCGUGAGCCACCGCGCAACUCACGCGCAGGGCGUUACUAA
Molecule: messenger RNA, 687 nt
Organism: Leptosia nina
Lineage: Eukaryota; Metazoa; Arthropoda; Insecta; Lepidoptera; Pieridae
Source: the annotation of a GenBank genome assembly